This is a messenger RNA of Paramacrobiotus metropolitanus, 2497 nucleotides long. RefSeq lists its product as uncharacterized. NCBI's taxonomy places the organism in Eukaryota, Metazoa, Tardigrada, Eutardigrada, Parachela, Macrobiotidae. The transcript is spliced from 3 exons. The record is from RefSeq and is a predicted model, not a curated record. Bases 530 to 1225 code for a protein of 231 amino acids.
AGGCCAACAAAUCAUAAUAAACGCUGGCGUUCAUCGGAUAUAGAAAUCAGCUGUUUUCUUUCUUUGCUGCGAUAUAACCCGUAUAAACCACGUACAGAAGUUUGUGCUGCGUGUAUUAAACUGCCUUUCAAUACGCUUUGGAUCAGUAUUCAAAUUCUGCAUGUGUGUAUAUUUUUGCUGCUACUGCUAUAUUUUGUACGUAUAACCCAAGCCAAAGAAAAUUUUCUGCCCUGGUCGAGGCUGUACAGUUUUUCCUCGGUGCCCUGCUCUACUCUUCUCCCACACUGGCAUUAUAUUUAUAUUGAUAUAUCUUUCUGGAUGCUUGGACAGAAUUUUUUUGCUUCGCCCCACACCGUUUAAUUUCGCCCAUUUAUUUGCUUUUACAUUUUAACGGAGCUUUGUUAUUCAGCUGCAUUCGCCCCAUCUGCCGCCUUUCUUUGUUACACUGACCUUGCCUUGAGAAUUGAUAUUAUUGUCAACAUCACACCGCCUCUUUUUCCCCCUGAUUGCAAACACAAUUUUAAAUCGCAUGAUGGCCUCCAUGUUGGGAAACGUGCUGGAUUAUCUGCGCACCAAGACGGCCGCGGAUGGUGACGAGAAACGGCCGUUGAGCCCGCGCCCGCAGGAGGUGCCCAUGACGACAGCUGACGCUGCGGCUGCGGAUGAAGAAGACACCGAAUGGGUGUACGAUAUUGAGGAUCAGGAUGACUGGCAGAUUGUCCGGAAGAUGGACGAGGAGAUCCCCGAGCGGGAGGUGGAUGAGGAUGAGCUGGAGCUGCAGGAUGAAGCCACCCACACCCGCCACCAGACCCUCUACCGCUCCGCCCCGCCAUUAAUCAUGGAGGAGACCCUGCAGCCGCCCGCCCCGGCGGCCGGCGGGGUAACCCGCACCCCCAGCCCCCCGCGGGCGACGGUGGACGAGGACGGGCUGGCGCCGGUGUACCAGCGCCCCCUGUCGCACAAGCGCAAACGCCGUCUGCGGGCGGCGGCGCGGGCCCAGGCCCUGCCGGCGGGGUCCGCCGCUCCGGAGCGCCGCGAACUGGCCGUGUUGAACCGGAUGAAUGAGGAGAUGCUGAAACAGGGGCAGAAUGAGGAGAAGGAGCGCCGGACGGUCAAGCUGCAUCUGGGGAAGAACGCCCUGCAGCGCAGUAAUCUGGUGGAGAACAGUCAGCCGCCUAAGAAGGUCGGUGGUGUACGUGAAGGAAAUUACCGUUGUUUACAUUAAUGUCCCCCCUGCAAUCAAGCGGAUCAAUUUACCUUCUCUGAAAUUUAUUGCGCUUUAUAGCCAUGACGUUGACGUCGAUAUUGGCAUCAUAUUGCGUGGAAUUGUGUACGUAACCGCCGCACCUGUGCUUCUUGGGGAAAAAAUGACAGAAAAAUGUGGAAUGAAUUUUCUUCAUAUUUUAUCUCGUUUAUCUCCUGAUGCGCCCGCUUAUCGCGUGACCUUUCUCCUCCUCAUUGUGACCGGUUCUUUGGGUUUAUUUUCUUCUGUGUGGACGUCGUUCUCGGGGAAAAAAUGCUACAAAAAUACCGCUGAUCUCGCGUGUCGUCGAAAAAAUGGAAAUAUGAAAUCCGCGGACAUAUCGCUGUACUGGGAUAAUCACCGGAUGCGCUGCGUCUUCAUGAUCUGAUCGAUCCUCGGCAAGGAAGAAAAAUCUGGAAAAAUUAUAGCUUUAUUUUCCGUUUUCCCUGUUUUUCCCUUGUUUUUCGCCUCUGAUACUGAUCGUUUUCAUUUCCAUUUAGAAAAAGAUUAGAAAUUUUGACAAAUUUUAUUUUUUAAAAUAUUAUAUACGAGUCGGUAGUGUUUGCGGGAAUUUCGUCGGUAUUUGUUUUCCUCUGUUUUUUUUUUAAACAAAAAAUUUAUUUAAAUAACUGCCAGUUUUUAUAAUUGCGUCGUUUGCGUUGGUUACUGUGGGGAUUUUAUUUUUGGUGCUUUUAUUUUCUUUCGGUGUACAUGUAUUGUGGUGACAAGUUUCCUACACUGGGUCUGUGGUUUUGUUGUGUAAUAUAGCGCGAAAAUUGGUUAGCUCAUUGAUUUCAAUUUUCAACCGUUAUAUAAGUUCCAAAGUGCCAUUAUACGUUGCUGUGUGCAUGUGUGUAUAAUACGGUAAAAGUGUAUAAAGAAUCGUGUGGUUACACUCGACUGCAGCUUGUUUGAUUUCUUGCUUCCAUUCAGCGCGUUGGGACAUUUUCUAUAUAUUAUUCUGUUAGCUUUGCUGUGGUGUGUGUACAUUUGCGAAGCAUUGCAUCUGUCGGGUGUUUGAUAAUAAUUCGCUGAGGAAAAACACUGCUGCAAUAAUUGCUACUUUGACAGACAGCCAACCGUCGAAAGAGCGCGAUCGGAGUUGGCGUAACGCAACCUGUUGGCGAGAAUAAGGAAAAAAAACCAGCUGGUUUUAUUUUGAAUUUCUAUACGCGGGAAUCUGAAUGUGGGCAUUGUGUUCCGCUUGCAAAAUGAGAAUAACUGGAAAUUCUGGAAUUAAAUACGUCAACAAGA